GACGAGAGGGCAGGUCCCCUUGCUGCCCCUGGGCUGGCCACCAAGCGCGCGGGGAGUGCUGGGAGCUGGCAGGAAAGAGGAAGUGGCGGUGCGGACGCCCUGGCAAGGCUGAGGUCCAGGAAGAGGGCGGGGCCUUCUACGGGGACCCAGGAUGGCAGUGGCUGAGCCCCCUUCGGAGCAGGAGCUGGAGAGCGAGCCCUGGUCCCUGCUGGAGCACCUGGGCCUGGCGGGUGCGGACCUAGCUGCGCCCGGGGUGCAGCAGCAGCUGGAACUGGAGCGUGAGCGGCUGCGGCGCGAGAUCCGAAAGGAGCUGAAGCUGAAGGAGGGCGCGGAGAACCUGAGGCGCGCGGCCACCGACCUGGGCCGUGCCCGGGGCCCUGUGGAGCUGCUGCUGCGCGGUUCCGCCCGCCGCCUGGACCUGCUACACCGCCAGCUGCAGGAGCUGCACGCGCACGUGGUGCUGCCUGAGCCCACAGCCGACCGGGAUGCACCCCAGUCCUCAGGGGCUGGCAGCUCUGCCUGCUCGGCCACCAACCUGAGCCGCGUGGCCGGCCUGGAGAAGCAGCUGGCCAUUGAGCUGAAGGUGAAGCAGGGCGCAGAGAAUAUGAUUCAGACCUACAGCAAUGGCAGCACCAAGGACCGGAAGCUGCUGCUGACCGCCCAGCAGAUGCUGCAGGACAGCAAGACCAAGAUAGACAUCAUCCGCAUGCAGCUGCGCCGGGCCCUGCAGGCUGGACAGCUGGAGAGCCAGGUGGCGCCAGAUGAGGCCCCAGGGGGUCCAGACCUGGGAGCAGUAGAGCUGCGCAUCGAGGAGCUGCGACAUCACUUCCGAGUAGAGCACGCGGUGGCCGAGGGCGCCAAAAACGUGCUGCGCCUGCUCAGUGCGGCCAAGGCCCCAGACCGGAAGGCGGUCAGCGAGGCCCAGGAGAAGCUGACCGAGUCCAACCAGAAGCUGGGGCUGCUGCGUGAAGCGCUGGAGCGCAGGCUGGGGGAGCUGCCUGCCGACCACCCAAAGGGGCGGCUGUUGCGAGAGGAGCUGGCCGCAGUCUCCUCGGCCGCCUUCAGUGCGCUACUGAGUGGCCCCUUCCCCGCCUCACACUACAGCACGCUGUGCAAGCCCGCGCCCCUCACAGGGACCCUGGAGGUGCGUGUGGUGGGCUGCAGGGACCUUCCAGAGAACAUCCCCUGGAAUCCUGCACCUUCGGGGACCCCUGGGGCCCCUGACAGCCGCACCCCCUUCCUGAGCCGCCCCGGACGGGGCCUUUACAGCCGAAGUGGAAGCCUCAGUGGCCGAAGUAGCCUCAAAGCAGAAGCAGAGAACGCAGGUGAGGUCAGCACUGUGCUGAAGCUGGACAACACAGUGGUGGGGCAGACGUCCUGGAAGCCGUGUGGGCCCAGCGCGUGGGAUCAGAGCUUCACCUUAGAGCUGGAGCGGGCCCGGGAGCUGGAGCUGGCCGUGUUCUGGCGGGACCAGCGGGGCCUCUGUGCCCUCAAGUUCCUGAAGCUGGAGGAUUUCCUGGACAACGAGCGCCACGAGGUGCAGCUGGACCUGGAGCCGCAGGGCUCCCUGCUGGCCGAGGUCACCUUCCGCAACCCUGUCAUCGAGAGGAUCCCCCGGCUGCGGCGGCAGAAGAAAAUUUUCUCCAAGCAGCAAGGGAAGGCUUUCCAGCGUGCCCGGCAGAUGAACAUCGACGUGGCCACGUGGGUGCGGCUGCUGCGCAGGCUGAUCCCCAACGCCACAGCCACCAGCACCUUCAGCCCUGGGUCCUCGCCAGGACCUGAGGCCCGGCCGGUGGGGGAGGUGUCCCUGGAGAAGCUGACCCUGGGGCCUGACCCCGACAGUUCCCCACCCAAGAGCCCGCCUGGGCUGCUGUCCAGCUCCUCCAGCCCGGGUUCCCCCAGCCAGACAGUGGCCACUAUUCCACACUUACCUUCGGAGACCCAGGAGAGCCCAGGCCCCGGCCUGUGCAGCUCCCUGAAGAAGUCGCCUCUGACGCUCGAGGACUUCAAGUUCCUAGCAGUGCUGGGCCGGGGUCACUUCGGGAAGGUGCUGCUCUCUGAAUUCCGGGCCAGCGGGGAGCUCUUUGCUAUCAAGGCUUUGAAGAAAGGGGACAUCGUGGCCCGAGACGAAGUGGAAAGCCUGAUGUGCGAGAAGCGAAUCCUGGCGGCUGUGACCCGCGCGGGGCACCCCUUCCUUGUGAACUUGUUCGGCUGCUUCCAGACGCCCGAACACGUGUGCUUCGUCAUGGAGUACUCGGCCGGCGGGGACCUGAUGCUGCACAUCCACAGCGACGUGUUCUCUGAGCCCCGAGCCGUCUUCUACUCAGCCUGCGUGGUGCUGGGCCUGCAAUUCCUCCACGAGCACAAGAUCGUCUACAGGGACCUAAAGCUGGACAAUCUGCUGCUGGACACCGAGGGCUACGUGAAGAUUGCGGACUUCGGCCUCUGCAAGGAGGGCAUGGGGUACGGCGAUCGGACCAGCACGUUCUGCGGGACCCCCGAGUUCCUGGCCCCCGAGGUGCUGACCGACACGUCCUACACGCGUGCCGUGGACUGGUGGGGGCUGGGCGUGCUGCUCUACGAGAUGCUCGUGGGUGAGUCCCCGUUCCCUGGGGACGACGAGGAGGAGGUGUUCGACAGUAUCGUCAAUGACGAGGUGCGGUACCCCCGCUUCCUGUCCGCUGAGGCUAUCGGCGUCAUGCGCAGGCUGCUGCGCAGGAACCCGGAGCGGAGGCUGGGCUCCAGCGAGCGCGACGCGGAGGACGUGAAGAAGCAGCCGUUCUUCAGGACCCUGGGCUGGGACGCGCUCCUGGCCCGCCGCCUGCCGCCCCCCUUCGUUCCCCAGCUCUCGGGGCGCACGGACGUCAGCAACUUCGACGAGGAGUUCACGGGGGAGGCGCCCACGCUGAGCCUGCCCCGGGAUGCGCGGCCCCUGUCUGCCGCCGAGCAGGCUUUUUUCCGGGACUUCGACUUCGUGCCCGGGGGCUGCUAGCACCCGCCCUGCCCUCCCUUCAGGAGUUCUUAGUUUUUAAAAAAGGCCUUUGGGGUUUGCCCCGACCCCCGCA
This is a messenger RNA of Cavia porcellus (domestic guinea pig), 3065 nucleotides long. It is a transcript of the gene Pkn1, whose product is annotated as protein kinase N1. Gene Ontology annotation, molecular function: small GTPase binding; ATP binding; protein serine/threonine kinase activity. Gene Ontology annotation, biological process: intracellular signal transduction; peptidyl-serine phosphorylation. The transcript is spliced from 22 exons. The record is from RefSeq and is a predicted model, not a curated record. Bases 152 to 2992 code for a protein of 946 amino acids. NCBI's taxonomy places the organism in Eukaryota, Metazoa, Chordata, Mammalia, Rodentia, Caviidae.